UCUAAGAUGGCAGGAACGGCGGCGGCGGCGGCGGCGGGGCCGGGCGUGGGCGGCGCAGGGGCGGCCGGCCCGGGUGUCACGGGGCCCUGCGGGGCAGUGUCCGUGUUCCCCGGCGCCCGCCUCCUCACCAUCGGCGACGCGAACGGCGAGAUCCAGCGGCACGCGGAGCAGCAGGCGCUGCGCCUCGAGGUGCGCGCCGGUCCGGACGCGGCGGGCAUCGCCCUCUACAGCCAUGAAGACGUCUGUGUGUUCAAGUGCUCGGUGUCCCGGGAGACGGAGUGCAGCCGUGUGGGCAAGCAGUCCUUCAUCAUCACCCUGGGCUGCAACAGCGUCCUCAUCCAGUUCGCCACGCCCAGCGAUUUCUGUUCCUUCUAUAACAUCCUGAAAACCUGCCGGGGCCACACCCUGGAGCGGUCGGUGUUCAGUGAGCGCACGGAGGAGUCCUCUGCUGUGCAGUAUUUCCAGUUUUAUGGCUACCUGUCCCAGCAGCAGAACAUGAUGCAGGACUACGUGCGGACAGGCACCUACCAGCGUGCAAUCCUGCAGAACCACACGGACUUCAAGGACAAGAUUGUUCUUGACGUCGGCUGCGGCUCUGGGAUCCUGUCGUUUUUCGCCGCCCAGGCUGGAGCGAGGAAGAUCUACGCGGUGGAAGCCAGCACCAUGGCCCAGCACGCCGAGGUCUUGGUGAAAAGUAACAACCUCACGGACCGCAUCGUGGUCAUCCCCGGGAAGGUGGAGGAGGUCUCACUCCCCGAGCAGGUGGACAUCAUCAUCUCGGAGCCCAUGGGCUACAUGCUCUUCAACGAGCGCAUGCUCGAGAGCUACCUCCACGCCAAGAAGUACCUGAGGCCUGGGGGAAACAUGUUCCCCACCAUUGGUGAUGUCCACCUCGCACCCUUCACGGAUGAACAGCUCUACAUGGAGCAGUUCACCAAGGCCAACUUCUGGUACCAGCCAUCCUUCCAUGGAGUGGACCUGUCAGCUCUUCGAGGUGCUGCGGUGGACGAGUAUUUCCGGCAGCCUGUGGUGGACACAUUUGACAUCCGGAUCCUGAUGGCCAAGUCUGUCAAGUACACGGUGAACUUCUUAGAAGCCAAAGAAGGAGAUUUGCACAGGAUAGAAAUCCCAUUCAAAUUCCACAUGCUGCAUUCCGGGCUGGUUCACGGUCUGGCCUUCUGGUUUGACGUCGCUUUCAUUGGCUCCAUAAUGACCGUGUGGCUGUCCACGGCCCCGACGGAGCCCCUGACCCACUGGUACCAGGUCCGGUGCCUGUUCCAGUCACCACUGUUCGCCAAGGCCGGGGACACGCUCUCAGGGACAUGUCUGCUUAUUGCCAACAAAAGACAGAGCUACGACAUCAGUAUUGUGGCCCAGGUAGACCAGACAGGCUCCAAAUCCAGUAAUCUCCUGGAUCUGAAAAACCCCUUCUUCAGAUACACAGGCACGACGCCCUCCCCGCCGCCUGGCUCCCACUACACGUCCCCUUCGGAGAACAUGUGGAACACCGGCAGCACCUACAACCUCAGCAGCGGGAUGGCCGUGGCUGGGAUGCCGACCGCCUACGACCUGAGCAGUGUUAUCGCCGGCGGCUCCAGCGUGGGGCACAACAACCUGAUUCCUUUAGCCAACACGGGGAUUGUCAAUCACACCCACUCCCGGAUGGGCUCCAUAAUGAGCACGGGGAUUGUCCAAGGUAACGGUGGGCGGGGGGAGCAGGGUCCCGCGGGUGUGAGGGUGCCCACCGCCGGGCGCCCGCCUGCCCUCUCGCCUGCGCUCUCUCUCUCUGACUCUGCCGUGGGUCUGGGCGGGCGAGGGGGCAGAGCUGGCUCCUCAGUGCCCACACCCCGCCCCACAGGGUCCUCCGGCGCCCAGGGCAGCAGCAGCGGCAGCUCCAGCGCCCACUACGCGGUCAACAGCCAGUUCACCAUGGGCGGCCCCGCCAUCUCGAUGGCCUCGCCCAUGUCCAUCCCAACCAACACCAUGCACUACGGGAGCUAGGGCCCUCCGGCGUGGAAUGGACUGACAGCACCAGGAAACCAAAUGAAGACCCUGCCCACCCCCCCUCCACCCGGGUGGCUCUCACCCUUGUACCGGAGAAGCCCAAACACCCGCUCACAGCCCUCUUUGCUAUGGGAACUUGAACACUUUUUUACACGAUGUUGCCGCCGCCCCCAGCCCGCUGCCCGCCCACAUCUUGGCCCUGAGCGCGUGUCGCUGCCAUAUUUUACACACGAUCGUGUCGUGGGAGCCCUGUUACCCGCUCCUGCCCUCUCCACCCUGACCUGGGUUUGAAAUCUUCUGUAACAGGUGUGUCCGGGCCUGACAGCUGCAGGCCUGGCAGGGAGGGAGGGGAGCAGCUGCCGCCCGCGCCCCCCCCCCC
Messenger RNA from Delphinapterus leucas (beluga whale), 2383 nucleotides. RefSeq names its product coactivator associated arginine methyltransferase 1 (gene CARM1). Lineage: Eukaryota; Metazoa; Chordata; Mammalia; Artiodactyla; Monodontidae. Gene Ontology annotation, biological process: peptidyl-arginine methylation, to asymmetrical-dimethyl arginine; chromatin remodeling. Gene Ontology annotation, molecular function: histone H3R2 methyltransferase activity. The record is from RefSeq and is a predicted model, not a curated record.